Lolium perenne is the source of this 1274-nucleotide messenger RNA. Its product is annotated as peroxidase 3. The record is from RefSeq and is a predicted model, not a curated record. Gene Ontology annotation, biological process: response to oxidative stress; hydrogen peroxide catabolic process. Lineage: Eukaryota; Viridiplantae; Streptophyta; Magnoliopsida; Poales; Poaceae. Gene Ontology annotation, molecular function: heme binding; peroxidase activity.
GCGAGCGCAUCCAUCCAAUCCAUUUCGUCUUCCUUCCUCUCGCCAUGGCGUCUUCCACCAGGUUCUUGAUCUUCGUUGUGGCGGCCAGCCUCGUGGCGAGCUUUGCGCGGGCGGACCUGCAGUACGAUUUCUACAACACGUCUUGCCCGGGGGUGGAGACGCUGGUGCGCGAUGCGCUCACGGAGGUCUUCGCCGCCGACUCCACCGUCCGCGCCGGCCUGCUCCGCCUCCACUUCCACGACUGCUUCGUCCGGGGCUGCGAUGCUUCCAUCAUGAUCAACUCCAACAACGGCACCGCCGAGAAGAACGCCGACCCCAACCUGACGCUGCGAGGCUACGAGGUGAUCGAGGCCAUCAAGGUCAAGGUCGAGGCCGCCUGCCCGCUCGUCGUCUCUUGCGCCGACAUCAUGGCCAUGGCCGCGCGCGACGCCGUCAAGUUUAGCGAAGGGCCAGAUUAUCUGGUGGAGACCGGACGUCGGGACGGCAACGUCUCCAUGAUGGCGGAUGCCCUCAGCGACCUGCCACCGGCCGACGGCAACGUCACCGUUCUCACCAAGGUCUUCGCCGUCAAGAACCUCACCAUGAAGGACCUCGUCGUCCUCUCCGGCGCGCACACGCUCGGGGUGGCGCACUGCCCGUCGUUCUCCUACCGGGUGCACAACUACACCGGCGUCGGCGACGAGGACCCGUCGAUGGAGCCAGAGUACGCGGAGGGUCUGAACGCGACGUGCGCGCCGGACAACUUUGCGAGCGUGGUGCCUCUGGACACGGUCACCACCAACGAGUUCGACCUGGGCUAUUUCCAGUCCGUGUACGCCGGCAAGGGGCUGCUCGGCUCCGACGACGCGCUGCGCCACGACAGUCUCACGGGGGCCUACGUCAGUCUCAUGAACAACGCGUCCUCCCUCGACACCUUCUUCGCCGACUUCGCCGUUUCCAUGAUCAACAUGGGCAGGGUUGGCGUCCUCACCGGGACCGACGGCGAGAUCAGGGCGACCUGCGGCAUCUACGUCGACUGAUCGAUCACAAAUCGAACUGACAGUUUGGACUGGCAGAAGGACUCCUGGAAUUUAAUUUCUUCAUCAUUGACUCCUGCCGAAUGAAUCAUCUGUGUGCACCGGAAGUAAUUUUGCUUGUAACGACGUUUCCUCAUUUGUUCAGUUUUGGAAGAUCAUUGGUUUGUUCUUGUGUAUGUACUACUUAUUUUCCUGAUUUCAGUUCAGUUGAUUUUUUGGAACCUUUUUAGAGGAAUUUUGAAAGUAUUGCUUCAUUAA